AUGGAAAAUGUAAGCUUCUUUACUGCAAUGCAAUCUUUCUGCUUGACUGUACACAUAAGCAUGUAAUAUAGUGGCCUCAGGGCAUAGAUAUGGCAUGUUGUAACCUUCCAUUGUAUUCAUUCUGCUCCUAUAGGCAGUGGAGGAGGAGAUGGCGCCAGUCAAGAAAGAGAAGACUCACUUCACAGUAAAACUGACAGAACUGAAGGCAGCAGAGAAAGUCAAACUCAUCAAAGAAGUGAAGAACUGCAUCCAAGGCUUGAACCUGGUGCAGGUAAGAUGCUGUUUUUUUUUUCUCUGUAUGAUGUCACAGCCAGGCAAUGUAUUAUUUUGUUCUUUACAUCUAUUACUACACAUGCUCCAGUGUCCACGCUUAAAGGACACACAGUCAAAUCAGUCUGCGACGUAGGCUAGCUUUGCAUUGGGUUGGAGGCCUUUCACUCUGUGAUACUGCGCUCUUUAUGUAUGUGAUCGUCUUAAGAAGUUGGUUGACUUCUCUGUUCUCUCUAUAAUCAUCCUUCUGUUUCUUACUCUAGAAGACAUCAAGUCAUGUCCGUCUAGGAGGUCGCUUUGUGUUAAUGUUACUAUAGGUCACUGAUCCCCUCUCCUCUGUCCUCCACCAGGCUAAGAAGUUGGUGGAGUCCCUCCCCCAGGAGAUCAGAGCCAAUGUGUCUAAAGAGGAGGCGGAGAAGCUGAAGGCAGCCCUGGAGACAGCAGGAGGCACUGUGGUGUUGGAGUAG
Coregonus sp. 'balchen' is the source of this 737-nucleotide messenger RNA. The record is from the annotation of a GenBank genome assembly. Lineage: Eukaryota; Metazoa; Chordata; Actinopteri; Salmoniformes; Salmonidae.